Molecule: messenger RNA, 411 nt
Organism: Ostertagia ostertagi
Lineage: Eukaryota; Metazoa; Nematoda; Chromadorea; Rhabditida; Trichostrongylidae
Source: the annotation of a GenBank genome assembly
AUGAUCCGUCUUGCCCACCUCCUCAAAUUCUUUUUCGAUUGCACGCAGAGAACCGCAAAUUCUCCACCGUUCGCUUGUCUGAAUGACUUAAAGUUGUUUGAUGGGCAACACCUUAAGAAAGGAGUGAAUCUUGUUUCUCUGAAUGGUUCUUCUGGAGAUGUCGAAUCAUCUGCUUCGUUUGAUGUGGCAGCUUCAGAUGGAGAGCUCAUCAACUGGUUGAGGUCCUUGCCUCCGUCCUCGCUUAUAAUCGGUGUGUCCUUCGGGGAUGUGGCCGAGCGAGUUUCUGCUGACGCCCGUGCAGCAUUGGCAUCAUUUGGUGCGGUAAAGGUUGCCGAUUGGCGAGGAGCUUCAUCAUAUGCAAUUUUGGGUCAGCAUGGAUUACAGCAACAUGCAUACGAAGUUGUAAGUUGA